Messenger RNA from Cryphonectria parasitica EP155, 1646 nucleotides. Its product is annotated as alpha/beta-hydrolase. The record is from RefSeq and is a predicted model, not a curated record. The coding region runs from base 138 to 1325 and encodes 395 amino acids. Lineage: Eukaryota; Fungi; Ascomycota; Sordariomycetes; Diaporthales; Cryphonectriaceae. The transcript has 5 exons.
CUGAUCGUCUCCUUCCUCAUACGCCAUACACGAUUGUAUAUACUGCAAAAUAUCUUGCAAUCGCCUUUUCCUUUCCUGCGUUUUCCGUGCCUUCACUCUAGCCCUUAUCGCUUUAUUUUGCAUUCAGCCCUCGUCACAUGUCGCCUGCCUCACCGUCCGACCCCAACAGGGCCUACUGGGCCUUUGCCGCCCUCGGACCCUUCGCUCUUUAUGGAAUUUUUGUUGGGAUUCUGGGCAUUCCUUUCUUUCAAAGACAGGCCCUUUACGCUCAUAAAAUCCAUACCCUAUGGUGGAACGAUGUCAAAGACCCAGAGAAAUGGGGUUUCGCCAAGAACCAGGUGACUCCCUUCACGUUGCCCACCAGCGAUGGGGUGACGCUAUACUUGUGGCACAUAUUACCCUUGGCCACCUAUACACAGAAUGAGACUACUUUCUUGCGGGCAUCACGAGUUGCCUUGGACAAAUACACGUCAUCGGACGCAUUUCGUAUCCUGAGAGAUGAUCCAGAAGCCCGCCUGAUUCUCUCGUUUCACGGAAACGCGGGUCACAUAGCCCAGAACACCCGCGCACCACAAUUCCACAUGCUGAGCAACACGCAUCCGAAGUGGCACGUCAUAUCUCUCGACUACCGCGGCUUCGGCCACAGCAGUGGUGCGCCCAAUGAAGAAGGCCUCAUCACCGACGCCUCUACGCUCGUAGAGUUCGCGCUCACCAUCCUCAACAUCCCGCCCUCCCGCAUCCUGCUCCUGGGCCAGAGCCUUGGGACAGCUGUGGCCGCAGCAACGGCAGAGAAGUUCUCUUGCGAGAAGGGCAUCGAGUUCGCGGGCGUAGUCCUUGUCGCGCCCUUCUCAAGCCUCCCGACAAUGCUGGCCAAUUACUCACUCGGUGGGGUCGUGCCGUUGUUGAGACCGCUACGCAUUGUCCCGCCAUUGUUGAGGGGCGUCCUACGCUUUGUGGUGGACAAAUGGAAGUCAUUGGAUAGGCUUUCUGCCUUGGCAGAGCAGACGAGGAAGAGAGGUGGAAGGUUGAGACUGAGUCUUGUGGCCGCUGCCGACGAUUGGGACAUCCCAUGCGUGGAAAGCGUCAAGAUCUUUGAGGCAGUAGCGAGAGCGAGUAUUGCGGAUGGUCCAGGGAUGGACGAAAGGCGGUUUUUGGAGAUGAAGGACGAGCGGACGGAUGUCAGGGGGAAGAAGGCGUUCAAGAUCACAUGGCAGGGCGAGGGAGAUGUGGUCAUCACGCAUGAGCAGUUUGCAUAUGGAGGGCACAACGACAUCAUGGUCUACGCGCCAGUCAAUCAAGCCAUCAUGGCUGUCUUCGGGACAUGACGCAAAGAUCAACUCGACUCUUACCGGGGAAACGGUACGAAGACGUGCGGCCCCCUUCCUUGCUGUGGUAAUGACUUGUAUCUGCAGUAAUGGAUCGAUCUCCACCGAGACGCUAGGUCGUGUUGGCAAGGACACAUCUAGUGGCGCCAAUGAGCAUGAGAUCGUGGUAGAACUCAACCACUAUGAAAUCUAUGCUCUGCUGUCAGCGGAAGGUGGUCGUCGGUGUUUGGUCCUCACUGGCAUAUUCGUGUGAGAGCAUUGUCUUACCGGCCAUCCCGGGUCGCAUUACUGAUAGGUCACUAUUAAAAAUGGCUCACAGUC